CCGACACCCCCGGGCCCCCCGACACCCCCGGGCGGGCCCCGGGGGCAGCGGCAGCACCGGAGCACCCCCGAACACCAUGGCUGCGGAAGCUCCGGGCGCCGCCGUCCCCUUGCCAGGUGCGGGGACCAUGAGGGAGCGGGGCGGGGGGUGAGGCGCAGGGCCCCUCCAUAACCCGUGUCCCCCCCUCUGCCUCAGCCCCUGCCGAGAGCGGCUGCUCGGACGAGUUCGCCCUGGACUGCACCUUCGCUGCCUGCGACCCCGAGCGGACAGGUAGCCGAAGCCCCUGUGGCCGUGGUGGGCUGCCCGCGGCGGUCCCUGAGCCCUCUGUGCCGCUCAGGGCUGGUGCAGCCGCAGCGGGUGGUGGAGUACGUGGCGGCCAUGACCGGGCACAGCGGGCGCGACGGGCGGCUGCAGGCGCUGCGGCGGGCGCUGGACCCCGCGGCCGCGGGCACGGCGCUGGACUGGGCCGCGUUCCGCAGCGCCAUGGGCGCCUGGAUCGCGGCGUGCCGGCAGGACGGGGCCGAGGAGCAGGAUGCGGGCGCUGGCGACGCCGGAGUAGUGCCAGCAGAGGACGAAGGACAGGCAUCCCCAGCAGCCACUGAGCUCCAGGGUGACAACACGGACGUCACCACCCCCAGCGCCGAGGCCGCGGGGCUGCGGAGCCGUGCUCGGCAGCUGGCGGCCCAGAACGCCAAACUGCAGCGGGAUGCCGAGCUGGCCGAGGAGCUCAACGCCCGCCUGGCCGAGGAGAUCGCACAGCUCCAGGCGCAGCUGCGAAGCAGCAGCCGGCAGGCGCUGGAGCAGGCCAGGGUGGCCGUGGAGGAGCUGGACGACGUGAAGGCCGUGGUGAAGCGGCUGGAGGAGGAGAACACCGAGCUGCGGCGGCAGGCACGGCACGCGGAGAAGGAGCAGCGCAGCCUGUGCUUGCAGGCCGAGGGUCUACAGGAGGAGAACCAGCGGCUUCUCGCCGAGGGCCAGGGCCUGCGGGAGCAGAUCCAGGCUCAGGCGGCUCGCAUGGCCAGCCUGGAGGCCCAGCUCUACCGUGGCACCGCCCUGCUCUCUGCCCGGGAUGCGGCCCUCGCCCAGGCAGGGCAGAGGGCGCAGGAGCUGACGGCAGCGCUGGAGGAGUACGAGCGCAUGGUGCAGGAACUGCGGCUGGAGACGACGCGGCUGCGGCAGCAGCUGGGCCAGAUGCGGGACGCCUGGGCCAUGCGCCCGUGGUGCCCCCGCGGCCAGCUGGACACCCCGGCCACGGCCACGGUGAGCCCGGUAAGAGGGGUCAGGGCGGGACCCCGCAGGGGCCCCUCAGCCACUGACCCACAGGCCGUGCCCAGGGGACAGGGGACAAGGAGGAGGAGGAGGAGGACACGGGGACGGCGCUGUGCGGAGGAGGAGGAGGAGGAGGCCUGGUGGGGAGCAGCGAGGAGCUGGCCGAGCAGGCGCCGCGGUCGCCGCUGUCACCGUGGGCUCUGGCGCUGCUGGCGCUGCUGGCCCUGCUCUACCUCCUGCCCCGCCAGUGGCCCCAGCCCCAGCUGCGCUACCGGAGCCCCCCGCCCCUGUGAGACCCCCAGUAAAGGCCGGCUGGGCUGUACCAGCUGCCCCAAACACGCGCCAGAGUCGGGGUGUCAGCAUGGGCUUUAUGGGCGCUGGGCCCCGCGUCUCUCCCUGCCUCUGGGGGUCCCGUGGAGCCCCCGAGGGCUUCCAGCAGGCAGCUGGGGGGUCUCCGUCUCUCCCCAGUGGCUCAGGCCAGCCUGGACGGGGGCAGCGGGUGAGCCCCCGCUGGUCCGGGGGCGUUCCCAGUGA
Molecule: messenger RNA, 1803 nt
Organism: Onychostruthus taczanowskii (white-rumped snowfinch)
Lineage: Eukaryota; Metazoa; Chordata; Aves; Passeriformes; Passeridae
Gene: KASH5
Product: KASH domain containing 5
Exons: 11
Coding region: 379-1803 (474 amino acids)
Biological process (GO): chromosome localization to nuclear envelope involved in homologous chromosome segregation; actin filament organization; homologous chromosome pairing at meiosis
Cellular component (GO): meiotic spindle pole; meiotic nuclear membrane microtubule tethering complex; lateral element
Molecular function (GO): dynein complex binding
Source: RefSeq, a predicted model, not a curated record